AAAUGAUAUUUUACAAAGGCUGAUUUACUAAAAUGCAAUUAUUCUUGAGAUAGGACAUAGAAUUUUACUAGGAUCUUUGAACUUAAGACACAGCACUGCAGUUAAAUUUAGAUCAAUGAGACUAGAUACUGUUUUAAGUUUAAAGUUAGCUCAGAGUUAGCCCAGUUGGGGCUCUUAGCCGAGCCACAAGUCUUGUCCGAAUGGAAUCGAUUAAAUUUGUAUAAAAUAUUGAUAAAGCAAUAACAGAGAUGCCUUUACCGAGUGGAUAUAAAGAACCGGAUGACAGUCAAACAUGGGAAUUGGCAGAAAGGUGUCUUCUUCCAAUUGCAUUUUCACAUGCAGUUGCAGUCAUCUUAGCAACUGUAUUAAAUACAUUAGGUAUAUCACAGACAUCUAGUUUUGUGCUUUUUCUCUUAUUAUUAGUAAUAUCCAUAGGAUCUACGCUAUUCUACCACAACUUAAAGGUAACUGCUGCAGGGAAAGCAGUUCUUGUUACAGGAUGUGAUUCAAGAGUUGGAUAUACAUUGAGUAAACAAUUAGAUGAAUUGGGAUUUACAGUUUUUGCUGGAUUUAGUACUAAAGAGGAAAACGAAGAGGUGAUGCAUAAGUUAAAGCAAGAAGCUUCUGGUAGAUUACAUGUAUUACAAUUAGAUGUUACCAGUGAACAUGAUAUUCAUUCAACUUUUCUUUACGUAAAUGAAAACUUACCGGAUGGCGCACCAGGAUUAUGGGCAUUGAUACAUGCUGCGGCUUGGGUAACUUUAGGCGAAUGCGAAUGGGUGCCUUCUUCAGUUUUGAAACGUAGCAUAGACAUAAAUUUCAUAGGUCUUGCUCGAUUAACUCAGGUUUUUCUACCUCUGAUCAGAAGAUCGAAAGGUCGUGUUGUGUUAGUCAGCAGCCUCUUAGCUCGUAUACCAAGUCCCGUUCGAGGCAUUUAUUGCGCAGUUAAGGCUGCGGUUGAAGCUUGGGGAGCAUGUCUUAGAUUGGAAAUGAGAAGAUGGGGAGUAGAUGUAGUUAUCGUUGAAACAGGUGAAUAUGUAUCCGGGAACGCAUGGUUAAAAAAUAAUAGUUCACUGUUGGAACAAGCUAGAGAAAUGUGGACCCAGUUAGAUCCUCAGACUCGCAAAGAAUACGGACAAGAAUUAUUUCAAAAAGAAAUGUUAGCCCUGGAGAAAUAUACUCAAGGCCCAGAAGCAGAUUUGACACCGGUAACCAGAGCUUUAACCGACGGUGUUAUAAAAACAUUUCCUAUUAGAAGGUACACACCAGUUUCUCGUAAAGAAAGGAUACAGGCUUUGUGUAGCGAUUAUCUUCCAAAACCAGUUUACGACAUAUUAUAUACAAAUUAAUUAGAAAUAGAGGUGAUCAGACGCAAUUAAAAGUAAAAAAAUGUUUAACAUUAUCUGAAAUUUAAUAAACACUGCCCAUUAAAAGAAAAUAAUUCAUGUAUGUACUAUUGUAAAUAAUAAGACUAUCGUUAUAAAUUAUAUUUUUAGAUUCAUUUUCACAAACAAAGAAUAAAAUUGAAAUAAUACAUACAUUGUAUUGCACAGUUACUAUAAUGUAAAUUUUGUCUUAUAUUUUCCCAUAAAUUUACAGUUUUCGCAUGCCUUCGAUAUAACUAUAAUAUUUACGUCAAUAAAAGCAACGAAGAACCUAAAUACGAAAAAUCCCAAAUAAUCUUUUUUUACAGAGGUAAUUUACUUAAAAAUGUUCCAUAGAGUUAUUAAAUCGUACAUGGAUAUAAAAUUAUAAACGUGUGCAUGCACAAAGAUCGUACAAAUAUUAGAAAAUGAUAUUCAAUUUAUUAUGUUGUAUUGAAUUAUAUACACAUAACUAUUUAGCUCAUUAUACGAAUUGACACAAAAGAGUACAUCUAGGGAACAUUAUCUAUCGGAACGGGAUGUAAUUUAGCGUAGGUAAACAAGUUCCAUUAUACAUAAAUGACAGUUAAAUAAGUUAUUAAUAUACUUGUUAAUAGAAAAUAAUUGUAAUUAAAAAAUGUACUAACUAAAUCUAAACACUUUAUAAUGAAAAUUAUAGUAAA
This is a messenger RNA of Colletes gigas, 2047 nucleotides long. Its product is annotated as D-beta-hydroxybutyrate dehydrogenase, mitochondrial. Lineage: Eukaryota; Metazoa; Arthropoda; Insecta; Hymenoptera; Colletidae. The coding region runs from base 249 to 1349 and encodes 366 amino acids. The transcript has 6 exons. The record is from RefSeq and is a predicted model, not a curated record.